AUGUUACGAUCAAUUGUCUCAAUGUCUGAAUUUGACCUUUCAGAAUCAUUCGAGAUACCUCAAACACCAUCAACACGUGAUUUUGUUGCUCUCUGUUUAGUUGUUCUAACUAUUUUAUUUACUAUCUUUUUUGCAAUUAUAUGCAAAUGGUCUCGUUGUCCAUUUUUAAAACCAAUUCUUGAUAAUUCUGAUCGAAUUCCAAGUGAUUCAUUGGCAAUACAAUACGAUAGGUCAACAUCUAAUUCGAAUGCACACGGUCGGCCCAUUCAUAUUCAGCAGCCCGUAUCGUGCGACCAUAUGGACGAUAAGAACCGAUACCUAUGUACUACGAAAGAUGGAUUAUUAUCACCGCCAUCAUCAUCUUAUACUAAACAACAGUGUAACGAUGUUUAA
Molecule: messenger RNA, 393 nt
Organism: Rotaria socialis
Lineage: Eukaryota; Metazoa; Rotifera; Eurotatoria; Philodinida; Philodinidae
Source: the annotation of a GenBank genome assembly